AUGGGCAAAGUCCCUAUGGAGCCUGGUGAAGAAAAUGUAUCCCACAACGUUUUAAGUUGUUUUGUGAUGGAUUCCAACAUAAGUAAUCUAUGGGAAUUGGAUGUACUAGGCAUCACAGACCCUGUGGCCAAUAAAAGUAAGCUUGAUUUGGAAAAUGCAGCUUUAGAAUUUUUUAAAGAGACUGUUCAAGUAAAUGAAGAGGAGAGGUAUGAAGAAUGGCUUCAAGAAGGUGUUAUCGAACUCGUACCAGACAGCGAUAAUAACAUGGGUCAUUAUCUACCACACAGGCCUGUAAUAAAAACAGCUUCCAGCUGCACAACUAAAAUCAGACCCGUUUUUGACGCUAGUGCCAAAAUGAAAGGGAAAAUUUCAUUGAACCAGUGCUUGGAGAAAGGUCCUAACCUCAUCGAGCAGAUACCGGAGAUUUUAAUAAGAUUCAGGAAAAAUAAGAUUGGAGUGACCUCAGACAUCAGAAAGGCCUUCCUGCAGAUAAGUGUACAUCCCACAGAUCGAGAUUUUUUAAAAUUUAUUUGGGUCGAUUUUCAAGGAAAUGAAAAGGUGUACCGGCACAGGCGUGUUGUUUUUGGUGUGACAAGCAGCCCCUUUUUACUCGCAGCCACUAUCAACCAUCACCUUCUUUUGGAAAUAAAAAAGUAUAAUGAAGGUACUUCUGUUUUUGACUAUUCCAUACUUACGACUUUAGCUAAAUGUUUCUAUGUGGACAACUGUGUAACCAGCGUACCGGAUCUUGAAACUUUACAGAAUUUUAUACGUCAGUCCAGCAUGGUUUUGGCACAGGCAAAAUUCGAAUUAAGAGGGUGGGAGUUUUCUAAUCCUACACAAGUUAUUUCUGGUGGAUCCAAUGAACCCACGCCUCUCCUAGGGCUUAUCUGGAAUACCCGGACUGACACUUUAGGUAUCAACAAGGAAUGUAUUAGAGAUUUGGAAUCUCUUGUGGAUAAACCAUUUACAAAGAGGAUCAUGCUGUCACUAGCUCAGAAGUGUUCGAUCCUGUGGGAUUUACGUCUCCAACUACCUUGA
Molecule: messenger RNA, 1041 nt
Organism: Sitophilus oryzae (rice weevil)
Lineage: Eukaryota; Metazoa; Arthropoda; Insecta; Coleoptera; Curculionidae
Exons: 2
Coding region: 1-1041 (346 amino acids)
Source: RefSeq, a predicted model, not a curated record